AUGGCAUCGUCAUCUCUCGCCCGUGCUCACCGCCCCUCCACCUCCACCUCUUCCGUCGCCGCCGCCCUCCUCGCCUCCGCCUCGCCCAUUCACACGCGCCGCUUCCUCCAGCUCCACGCGCACCUCCUUCGCACGGGCCUCCUAGCCCUCUCCCCCAUCACAACCACCGCCGCCUUCCUCUCCCUCGCGGCCGCGUCCCUCCCGUCCCACCACGCGCUCGCCGUCCUCGACCACCACCUCACCGCCCCGUCCUCCCUCCCCUCUACCUUCCAGUGCAACUCCAUCCUCCGCGCCCUCUCCGAUCCCUCCGAUGCGCUGCGCUUCCUUCGCCGCAUGCGCGCGCUCGGCCGCCGCGGGAACGCCUUCACCCUGGCCAUCCUCCUCAAGCCCCGCUGCGCGCUCGCGCACGCGCGCCAGCUCCACGCCAACGUCGUGGCCGACGGUCACCUCCGUGACGCUCUCCUCGCCACCUCGCUGAUGAGGUGCUAUUCUAACUGCAGCGACGGGGAUGGCGCGCGCAAGCUGUUUGACGAAAUGCCGGUGAGGGACGCGGUCGCAUGGAACGUUCUGAUCACCUGUUAUGCGAGGAACCGGCAGACAAAGGACGCCCUGAAGCUUUUCGAGGAGAUGAAAGGCCGGGGCAGUGGGGCGGAGCCAGAUGAUAUCACCUGCAUUCUGCUCCUCCAGGCAUGCACGAGGCUGGGCGCGCUUGAUUUUGGUGAGCAGGUGUGGGCGUAUGCGGAGGAGCACGGUUAUGGGGGGGAGCUGAAGGUGCGCAAUUCGUUGAUUGCGAUGUACUCGAGGUGCGGGUGUGUGGAUAAGGCAUACAGGGUGUUCUGUGGGACUCCUCAGAAGAGUGUGGUCACAUGGAGCGCAAUGAUCUCGGGGUUGGCAGCAAAUGGCUUUGGUAAUGAUGCUAUCUCAGCAUUUGAGGAGAUGAUUAGAUCAGAUGUUGCUCCUGAUGAACAGACUUUUACUGGUGUUCUUUCUGCAUGUAGUCAUAGUGGGCUGGUUGACGAGGGUUUUAGUUUUUUUGAUAUGAUGCGAUUUGAGUACGGGUUGAAGCCAAACGUUCGCCACUAUGGAUGCAUUGUUGACCUAAUGGGCCGUGCUGGCUUGCUUGAUGAGGCUUAUGAGCUUGUGACAAAUGAGAUGAAGGUUGCACCAGAUGCGACAAUUUGGCGAACUCUUCUUGGUGCUUGCCGAAUCCAUGGUCAUGUUGAUCUUGGGGAGCGUGUAAUCGGUAAUCUAAUUGAACUGAAGGCGCAGCAAGCUGGGGACUAUGUUCUAUUGCUGAACACUUAUGCAGCAGUUGGGGAAUGGAGCAAGGUAUCCGAAGUCAGGAAGUUGAUGCAGGAAAAAGGAAUACAAACUACUCCUGGCUGCACGACUGUGGAGCAUAAUGGUGAGGUUCAUGAGUUUAUUGCAGAUGAUGAUGCACAUCCAAGGAAGGUGGAGAUUUAUGAAAAGCUCAAUGAGAUAAAUAAGCAGUUAAGGAUUGCUGGUUAUGUUCCAAAUGUGUCAUCAGAGUUGCAUGAUUUGGAUUCUGAAGGGAAGGAAAGUGCCCUCACCUAUCACAGUGAAAAGCUGGCAAUUGCUUUUGCUUUGCUUGUGACACCUCAGCACAGGCCAAUAAGGCUUGCAAAGAAUCUUCGUGUUUGUGUUGACUGCCACAAUUUCACAAAGGUGUUUUCUGGUAUUUACAACCGACUAGUUAUUGUCAGGGACAGAACACGGUUUCAUCAUUUCCAUGGAGGAAAAUGUUCGUGCAAUGAUUAUUGGUAG
Molecule: messenger RNA, 1785 nt
Organism: Miscanthus lutarioriparius
Lineage: Eukaryota; Viridiplantae; Streptophyta; Magnoliopsida; Poales; Poaceae
Source: the annotation of a GenBank genome assembly